Messenger RNA from Physcomitrium patens, 3080 nucleotides. NCBI's taxonomy places the organism in Eukaryota, Viridiplantae, Streptophyta, Bryopsida, Funariales, Funariaceae. The record is from RefSeq and is a predicted model, not a curated record.
UUGUCAGGUCCCGUGCCGCUAAAUACAGCCUGACAGAUACCUCAGUUUCAUGAUUCAUCUCGAGGGGUCCAUGGACAAUGCAGCUGAAGGUUUCCAGGGGAAGGUUUCCAGAGGUUGUAAGUACAGUUGUAAGUUUUACUCUUCUGGAGCUGGCGGGCUUUAAAAGAUUUCAACGGAGUUCUGUCAGCUGGAGCAGGACUGUAUAUAUGUGAUAGGACUGGAAUGCGCAAGUUGUUCUGUAAUCGUAGGUAAAGAUGUUGAGCUUAGAUGAUGCGUUUUUGUACGGAGCUUGUUGGUGGAACCUUCAUCUUUUCUGAUCGAGCACUCUCUCAGCCAACAUGAGCUUCUGCUAGGCAGUAUCUUUGCAGGCAUUGUAGGAAUUCUGCAAGUGAGAAUUGCACGAAACCCUGUGCCGGUUUUUCAACAUCGUUUAGCACCUUGAGAAUUCUAAAUUCAGGUUGAGCGCAUUUUGUAAGAAGAGUAAUGUGCAAUCAGUAGAAGUUUGAAGCAUUCUUCUUGGAAAGUUCUGUAGUCGGAGAACAUGGAACGAAAAGAAUCAUACAACAUUUGCUGCUCAAUCGGUGCUUUUUGUGAUCACGAACCAGGUACGUCGUACAUAUAAUCUCCUCAGGUUAUCAAGAGCAAUCGUGAAUAAAUGUAAUGCAAGUUUGAUUUGCGACAGGGAUUGAAAUUGUCAGGACUGCGGGAAUCUGAGCAUAGUUUAGUUCCCUUGAACCAUUGUCCAGCCACUCUUUGGGGAGAAGAAUGUCCUGAUCAUUACCAAGACAGAAUAACUUCUAAUUAGUGAGUGGAAGCGAAACUUGAAAAGUUGUUGACAACCAGCUGGAAUCUUCACACCUACAAUGAGUGCAAGAACAGCAAGCAGAAGCAUAAGAGCUGCCACAAAUGACAACAAAAGUUAGUUAAGGGAGAAUCAUGCCAGACCCAGGUGCAAGAAUGCAGUGGCUAUGGCGUACGCUCACACUGCUCCAUGUUCUGACGUCUUUCUUUUCAGUCGUGGACCCCCUUGACGGGAAUCCUGAAGUUGGACAGAAUCUGAUUCUAAACUUGAAUGGUGAAGAGCUAACUCUGAGUAGUGGAGCAAAUGCGCAGUGAAGUCUUUGUUUGCAAUUAAGCGAGCAUUACAGGAUCCUCUGAACGUUCUUGCAUCAUGGGAUUCGAAUUAUAUGUCACCCUGCACCUUCGCCUUUGUCGAUUGUGACUCUAAUAAUUCAAUUAACGGGUUGGAGCUACCAAGGAAUGGUUUAUCUGGAAGUUUGUCCCCUCUCAUUGGGAGCCUCUCGAAUCUUCACCGCCUUAUUAUAACCAACAACUCGUUAUCCGGUGAGCUUCCCAAAGAGAUCGGCAAUCUAUCAAAGCUUGUGGUCUUGGACUUGUCCAGGAAUCUCUUCUCAUGCGCGAUCCCCAACUCCCUUGUCAACCUGAAAAAUUUAGUAUCUCUAAAUUUGAGAGGGAAUCAUUUCAAUGGAAGUUUUCCAGCAUUUGUCGCCAAUAUGUCCUCCUUACAGUCGCUGGAUGUUUCAGAGAACAACUUAUCGGGUUUUGUGGGCAAUCAGACAUUGAAAACUUUGAUAACGGAUGGAAACGUCAAUUUGUGCGGUUUAGCUAUAAGGAAAGAGUGUCCUGGUGACCCUCCACUUCCAAAUCCUGCAAAUAUUAAUAAUAUCGACAACAUUAGAAGCAGAAAAUCUGCAAACACAUCAGCUGUAGCAUGCGGUUUAUCAUUGGGAGUAGCAGUGCUACUUGGUUCCUUUAUGCUGGGACUUCUAUGGUGGCGUCGUCGCAAUUCAAAACAAAUCUUCUUCGAUGUGAAUGAGCAACAGGACCCUGAUGUAUUACUUGGGCAGCUCAAAAAAUUCUCAUUUCGAGAGCUCCAAAUUGCAACUGAUAACUUCAACACAAAGAACAUUCUUGGAAAAGGUGGUUUUGGAAAUGUCUACAAGGGAUAUUUAUGUGACGGCUCAAUUGUAGCUGUGAAGCGGUUGAAGGGUGAAGGCAGUCCUGGCCAUGAAAUGCAAUUUCAAACUGAAGUUGAAAUGAUCUCGCUGGCAGUACAUCGUAAUCUUCUGCGAUUACGAGGAUUUUGCAUGACCCCAACUGAGCGACUGCUUGUUUAUCCCUACAUGCCUAAUGGGAGUGUGGCAUCUCGUCUUCGUGACAUCGUUGGUGGCAAGCCAGCCUUAGACUGGCCGACACGCAAAUGCAUUGCCCUUGGAGCGGCACGGGGGCUACUUUAUUUACACGAGCAUUGCGACCCGAAGAUCAUUCACCGGGAUGUGAAAGCUGCAAAUAUAUUACUUGAUGAAGGAUAUGAAGCAGUUGUGGGUGAUUUUGGACUUGCUAAACUGUUGGACCAUCGAAACUCUCAUGUUACAACUGCAGUCCGAGGCACAGUAGGGCACAUUGCGCCAGAGUACCUCUCCACUGGCCAGUCUUCGGAAAAGACAGAUGUCUUUGGGUAUGGCGUGCUAUUGCUAGAGCUCAUUACUGGACAAAGGGCAUUUGGGUUCGGCCGUCUUUCCAGGCAGAAUGACAUGAUGCUUCUGGACUGGGUGAAGAAACUUCAAGCUGAGAAACGGCUAGACUUAUUGGUGGAUGUGGACUUCAAGUCAGAAUACAAUUCACUUGAGCUUGAGGAGAUGGUGCAGGUGGCUCUGUUGUGCACCCAAAUGCUACCUACUGAGCGUCCCAAAAUGUUGGAUGUGGUGCGAAUGCUGGAGGGCGAUGGCCUGGCUGAGAGGUGGGAACAAUGGUGUGAAGUUGAAAGCCGAAGAAGUAGAGAGGCCUUGCUCCCACGUAGGUACUGUGAAUUAGUUGAGGACUCUUCAUGGGAUAUUGAAGCCAUUCAACUGUCAGGCCCCAGAUAGUGUUCAUCAAAGCGUUAAAGUAAUGAAAAAUAUGAGGUAUUAUUUCGGUCAAUAAUAUUGGAAGUAGGCAAGAGAUGUUUUCAAUCUAAUGGUGUAAGCUUGAGACUGCACCGAUUUCUUUCAAGACACAGUAAUUGAGUGUUCCUAAGUUUCUUGUAUGAAAAGAAAAAAUGGUUCAGCGUUUCAUCACAA